AAAACUUUUUGUAUUGAAGGAAUCAACAGCCGCCAUCUUGUUGUUGCUCGGAAUUAGGAUUUCGAUACAACGCUUAUUUUAACGUCUAAACCGAGCCGCCUUUCCGUGAUAUGAACCCUUCCUUCCACAGAGGACGAACCCAUAGCGUCGCCCUGGAGACAUUUUGUGCAAAAAAACGGGAGUCGGAUCGGUGGUCGUCGCACGGAGAAGCUCCGUAUAUCUGAUUUCCCCUUCAGAGUGCGGCGUUUCGGUCCCGUCGCCGUCCCGGAGCAGUAUUGAUCACGGACACCAGGUCGCCGCUUUCGAAGUCGUUUGAAGGAAUCGCGCGUUUCUGUGCAAUUGUGCAUUUUUUAUGGAGCUUCGCGCUAAUUUUGCAUGAAGAAAUUUGACGUCACCCAAAAUGUGUACUUUGAUCUAGAAAUAAAUACUUCCCCUCCCCCGGGAUGCAGCGAUCCACCUCGUUUUGAACGCCAGGCAUCUCGAAGUUGGAUCUGUACAUGGGGAGUAUUUCAUCGUGGGACAUAUAAUGACAAUAAUGUGGGUGUUGGGUGUUGGAUUAUCAUGGGGUGAAUGGCGGUGGCGAAGCGGGGCGCUAUUGCAUCUCUUUUGAAACACGGACUCUCACGCCACGGUGAAAGCUAACGCUAGCAGUUAACCGAGCUGGUAGCAAGCGUUUUAGCGUGCUAAUGUGCUAGUCUGGAGGCUUCGGGUUGACCGAACCAGAACCCUAGAGACACAUUUAUCUAUUUCCAACGCUCUGUCGGAAAAGAUAACAACUAUGGCCGAGAACCUGCUGGACGUCGGACCUCCCAACUCCAAACGGCCGAAGCUGAAUUCACCUGCCCUGUCAACGUCUGAUGGAACAGAUCUGGGCUCUCUGCCGUGGGACGAUCUGGAGAAUGAUCUACCUGAUGAGUUGAUUCCCAAUGGAGGGGAUCUGGGCCUGAUGGGUGGAAUGGCUUCAAACGGGGGCACUGCACCAGGAGUCGGUGGACCAGGGGGUAACCCAGCAGGCCUAGGCAGUGCUGGUGCCACUGUUGUCCCAGAUGCUGCUGCGAAGCACAAGCAACUCUCUGAGUUGCUCAGAACGGGUAGCACCUCAAGUAUUAUAGGGACAGGGCUGAAUUCAAGUAGUCCACAGCCUGGAAGUAUGGGACCCCAGUUAGGAACACCACUGGGUAAGAGUCCCCUUGGCCAGGGCUCCCCAAACAAUCACCCGUCCCCACAGACUCAGAAGGCUGGAACACCGACAGGAGUAACGGGGCAGAACAACAGUAACUCUGCAACUGUAAGCUUGAAUACCACAGGCUUCAACCAGGCCAUGAUGAAUAACAACAACCAAGGUCAUGCUGCACUAAUGGGCCAAGGAGGGCAGGCCCAACCUGGACAGGUGAUGAAUGGUGGUCUUGGGCCUGGAGCUGGAAGAGGACGAGGAACUGGGGUUGUUGGAUUGCAGUACCAGGGCCAGACUUUGCCAGGGUCUGCCACGGGUACCGGAGGACCUGGAAGUGCAUUAGCCGAGACCCUUAACCAGGGUGGACAGCAGAUAGGGGCACACAACACACUCAAUUCAGUGCAGCAAGCUGGGGCAAUGAAUAAGAUGACCAUGGGCAACGGAAACUCUUUUGGGGCCCAAUCAUAUGGACAAGGGGCUGUAGGGCCGGGUCAGCAGCUGAACUCUCAACAACAGCUUCAAAAUAAGGCUGCUCUCGCCAACAGUUUACCACCCUUUCCCAAUGAGCUCAAAGGUGCAGCUGUAACCAGCGUGCCAAACAUGCAGCUCCAGCAGCAGCCACAGCAAGCAGCUAUGUUGCCUCUGGCAAGUGGUGGAGGUGUGGCGGUUCCUUCAGCAGGCCCAACUGCCGACCCAGAAAAACGCAAGCUCAUCCAGCAGCAGCUGGUCCUGCUGCUGCACGCUCACAAGUGCCAGCGUCGGGAGCAGGCCAAUGGGGAGGUUAGGGCCUGCGCCCUUCCCCACUGCCGUACCAUGAAGAACGUCCUUAAUCACAUGACACACUGCCAGGCUGGCAAGUCCUGCCAGGUUGCUCACUGUGCGUCGUCCAGGCAAAUCAUCUCCCACUGGAAAAACUGCACUAGACACGACUGUCCUGUCUGCUUGCCACUGAAGAAUGCCAGUGACAAGCGCACUCAGCAACCCAUGUUGAGUUCUCCCAAUGCCGGCCUACCGAAUCCCAUGUCGUCGGUGGGUGUCGGCCAACCCAGUGCCCCUUCCAUCAGUACCUCAACCACCAUCGAUCCAAGUUCCAUGCAGAGAGCCUAUGCAGCACUUGGUUUGCCCUAUGGCAGCCAAGCCACAGGGCAAACCCAACAGGCUACUGGCCCUGGACAAACCACUGGCGGCCAGAAUGCCCAGCAGCAGAUUUCACAACAGAUGAGACCCAUCAAUGCACUUGGAAACCAAAUGGCUCUCACUGGUACACCUAUGGGUGUGACCACAGACCAGACAAACAUGCAUCCUGACUCCCUUCCCAAUGCGUUAAAAUCUGGCAGUCAGCUGCUAUCAGAUGGCUCUGCUGUUGGCUCAAUGGGCAACCUUCCCACAGCAUCACCCAUCACUGGUAAUGGCAACAGGAAAGCAUGGCAUGAACAUGUCACUCAGGACCUGCGUAAUCACCUAGUACACAAACUCGUACAAGCCAUAUUUCCUACGCCUGAUCCUGCGGCAUUGAAGGACAGGAGGAUGGAGAACUUGGUGGCCUACGCCAGGAAGGUGGAGGGGGACAUGUACGAAUCUGCAAACAGCCGAGAUGAAUACUAUCACUUUUUGGCUGAAAAGAUCUAUAAAAUCCAAAAAGAGUUGGAGGAGAAGAGGCGUUCAAGGCUCCAGAAGCAGAUCAACCAGACACCAAUGAACAACCAGGGAACUCAGCAGCCUGGUCUUCCUCAGGCUAAUGCCUUGGUUCCCAGGGCACAGAACGGACCUGUCUCUCAUCCAAACAUGCCAAAUCAGAUCAUGAACCGCAUGCAGGUUCCACAAGGCGUCAACCAGUUCAACCACAUGGCUUUGCCUAAUGCCCAGUUGUCCCAGAGCCCCAUGGGAGCCCGUGCUGCCUCGCCGAUGAACCAUCCACAGCAGAUGAACAUGAGCACUGUCCCAGCAAUGGGAUUGUCACCGUCAAGAAUGCCCCAAGCCCAGGGUAUGAUUGCUGGUCACAGUGGCAGCAACAUGGUUGGCCAGACAGCUGGCCAAGGACAGUUCAUGGCUCAGACCCAGUUUGCUCCAGGAUCUGCUGCAGUCACUGCUACGGGACCUAUGAAUGUCACCUUAGGGUCCGGCAUGGGCCAACCACCUGCACAGGCUGCCGUUACCCAGCAGCAGCAGAGUGCUAACCUCCCCAUGAAUGCAAUUGGCUCUCAACUAGCCUCUUCCCAAACCCCAUUGCACUCUACACCACCUGCUGCCUCCUCCGCCUCCACUGUUGGGGGGGCCUCUAACCUGCCACAUCUCCAGUCAUCCUGUCGCAGUGCCACCCCUACCCUCACAGGCCCUGCCCCAGCACAGGUUGCCACCCCUUCCUGCCCCAUUCAGCCCCAAACCCAAGCGGAGCUCCCUGCAACAGCACAGACGCAGCCCCCAGCUCAGCCCCCUACCACGCCGCUUUCCCAAACGGGAGCCAGUCUUGACAAUAGAGUUCCGACGCCAACAUCAGCAGCCAGCGCUGACCUGCAUUUACAGCAUGUUGGAGCAGACCUCCCUGUCACUGAGAUCAAAACAGAGGUGCAUCAUGAUCAACACGAGUUUGAGGCUGCUGGUGGCAAAACUGAACCCAAAAUGGAGACUGAAGAAGAAUCUACAAGUACAUUAAUAAAGAAGGAGGAGGAAAAGCAGGAGCCCAUGGAAGUAGAGGUGAAGAAGACUGAAUUGAAGAUAGAACCCAAAGAAGAAGAAGGAAGAGCCAACAGCACAAACGCCACCUCAUCCCCCCCUCUGUCACGGAAGAAAAUUUUUAAACCAGAAGAGUUGCGCCAAGCUCUGAUGCCUACUUUGGAGUCCCUCUACAGGCAAGAUCCGGAGUCGCUUCCCUUCAGGCAGCCUGUAGAUCCCACGCUACUCUGUAUCCCAGACUAUUUUGACAUUGUGAAAAACCCAAUUGAUCUGUCCACGAUUAAACGGAAACUUGACACAGGCCAGUACCAGGAGCCCUGGCAGUAUGUCGAUGAUGUCUGGUUGAUGUUCAACAACGCUUGGCUCUACAACCGCAAAACUUCCAGAGUCUACAAGUUUUGCUCCAAACUGGCUGAGGUGUUCGAGUCUGAGAUUGAUCCUGUCAUGCAGGGCCUGGGAUACUGCUGUGGUCGGAAGUACGAAUUUUCCCCACAAACUCUCUGUUGCUAUGGAAAGCAGCUCUGUACCAUACCCACAGGAGGCACAUAUUACAGCUAUCAGAACAGGUACCAUUUCUGUGAGAAGUGCUUUAAUGAGAUCCAGGGAGAUAGUGUGACAUUGGGAGACGAUCCUGCCCAGCCACAGACGAUGAUCUCAAAAGAUCAGUUUGAAAGGAAAAAGAAUGACGUGCUAGAUCCUGAACCGUUUGUUGAAUGUAAAGACUGUGGAAGAAAGAUGCACCAAAUCUGCGUGUUGCACUAUGAGGUCAUCUGGCCAUCUGGAUUCAUCUGUGACAAUUGUUUGAAGAAAAGUGGAAAAGUGCGGAAGGAAAACAAAUUUUCUGCAAAAAGAUUGCAGUCGACUCGACUGGGAAUGUAUAUAGAGGACCGUGUGAAUAAAUACUUGAAGAGACAGAACCACCCGGAGUCUGGAGAAGUCUUCGUGCGAGUGGUGGCAAGCUCAGAUAAAACGGUUGAAGUCAAACCUGGCAUGAAAGCCAGGUUUGUUGACACUGGUGAAAUGCCUGAAACCUUUCCCUAUAGAACCAAAGCACUUUUCGCCUUUGAGGAGAUUGACGGUGUAGACGUGUGUUUUUUCGGCAUGCAUGUGCAGGAGUAUGGAUCGGACUGCCCACUCCCCAACACUAGGCGCGUCUACAUAUCAUACCUUGACAGUAUUCACUUCUUCAGACCCAGGAUUUUAAGAACAGCCGUCUACCAUGAGAUCCUUAUUGGAUAUCUAGAAUAUGUCAAGAAACUUGGAUAUGCUCAAGGGCAUAUUUGGGCAUGUCCGCCAAGUGAAGGAGAUGACUAUAUCUUCCACUGCCAUCCUCCUGACCAGAAGAUCCCCAAACCAAAAAGGUUGCAGGAGUGGUAUCGAAAGAUGCUAGACAAGGCUUUUGCUGAGAGAAUCCUGCAUGAUUAUAAGGACAUCUUCAAACAAGCAACAGAGGACCGGUUAACCAGCGCCAAUGAGCUUCCUUACUUUGAGGGUGACUUUUGGCCCAAUGUGCUGGAGGAAAGCAUCAAGGAGCUCGAACAGGAGGAGGAGGAAAGGAAGAAAGAGGAGACCACCGCAGCUUGUGAAGCUCCUGAGGGCACACCUGGUGACAGCAAAAAUGCAAAAAAGAAGAACAAUAAAAAGACAAAUAAAAAUAAGAGCAGCACCAGUCGAGCCAACAAGAAAAAGCCUGGAAUGCCGAAUGUAGCAAACGAUCUGUCUCAGAAGCUCUACUCGACUAUGGAGAAGCACAAAGAGGUGUUCUUUGUGAUCCAUCUCCAUUCGGGUCCAAUGGCCAACACCUUGCCACCCAUCAUGGACCCUGAUCCUUUGCUCUCCUGUGAUCUGAUGGAUGGCAGAGACGCCUUUCUCACUCUUGCCAGGGAUAAACACUGGGAGUUCAGCUCUCUCAGGAGAUGCAAGUGGAGCACCAUGUGCAUGCUAGUCGAGCUGCACAACCAAGGGCAGGAUCGUUUUGUCUACACUUGCAACGAGUGCAAGCACCACGUGGAAACCCGCUGGCACUGCACCGUGUGCGAGGACUUUGAUCUGUGUAUCAAUUGUUAUAACACAAAGGGCCACGAGCACCACAUGGUUAAGUGGGGACUUGGCCUGGACGAUGACAGCAACAGCCAGGGUGGAGAGGCUUCCAAGAGCCCACAGGAGAGCCGUCGCCUCAGUAUCCAGCGCUGCAUUCAGUCCCUGGUUCACGCUUGCCAGUGUCGCAAUGCAAACUGCUCUUUGCCCUCUUGCCAGAAGAUGAAGAGAGUGGUGCAACACACCAAGGGCUGCAAGCGCAAAACCAAUGGUGGCUGCCCUGUCUGCAAGCAACUUAUUGCUCUGUGCUGUUAUCAUGCAAAGCACUGUCAAGAGAACAAGUGUCCUGUCCCAUUCUGCCUGAACAUCAAGCACAAGCUGCGGCAGCAGCAGUUGCAGCAUCGGCUCCAGCAGGCCCAACUCAUGAGAAGAAGAAUGGCCACCAUGCAAGGACGAACUAUGCCACUCCCUUCCCCACCUGCUUCAGCGACCCCCGGCACUCCCACUUCCCAUGUGCAGCCCAAUACACCUCAAACGCCCCAGCAGCCGCUUUCCAAUCAGCCGCAGACCCCCAAUUCAGCUGGGGUCAUGUCGCCCGCUUUCUCUAAUGCAUCUCGAAAUGGUCAACCUCAGGCAGCGGUGUCUCAGGGUAAACCUGGGCCUCAGGCAUCCCCUCACCACCAGCAGCCGUCCCCCAUUCCCCAGCCUCCACAGCAACCGCAGCAGCUUCCGCAGCAGCCUCCCAUUGCUGCUGUGCAAAUGGCAAGGCACAUUGAGAUGAUGGCACAGGCCCAACAGAACCAGCAGAACUACCGUGUCAACAUAAAUGGUUUGCCUAUGAACCCGCAGCAGCCACAACAAAGGAUGACUGGGCCGAUGCAGCCACCGAUGCAGAUGGUUCCAGGACCUCGGGGGCCACAGGUAAUGCAGCCUGGCAUGGCCCCGGGACAGUGGCCGGGAGCUACAGGGCCAAUGCAGACAGCUCAGACUCAACAGCCAGGUAUUGUGCCAGGACAGAACCAGGCCAUGACCAUGCAGCGAGCUAUGAUCCCACCAGGGCAGCAGCCCCCUCAGGCCCAGAGGAUGCUCAUACCACAGCAGCCUGGUGCCCGGCCACAGACGCCGCAAAGACUAGGCGCUAUCGCACCAAAUGCCCUUCAGGACCUUCUACGCACGCUUAAGUCCCCAAGCUCACCCCAGCAGCAACAGCAGGUUCUGAACAUCCUGAAGUCAAACCCUCAGUUGAUGGCUGCCUUCAUCAAACAGCGAACAGCCAAGUACCAGGCCAAUCAGCCGCAACAGCAGGCAGGUCAGCCGCAGCAGCCAGGGAUGCCACAGAUGCAGACCAUGACGUUGCCAGGAGGAACGGUGCAGAGGCCAGGCAUGGCCCCUCAGCAACCACAGCAGCCUUCUGCUCAAGGAAUGGCUGCAUUAGGUGCUCAAGCUCAAAUUCAAGAGCACUAUCGGCGCCAGCUCCAGCUCCGUCAGCAGCAGCAGCAGCAGCAGCAACAACAACAGCAGCAGCAGCAGCAACAGCAACAGCAGCAGCAACAACAACAACAACAACAACAGCAGCAGCAGCAAGGAGUGAUGCCUCAGGGCCACCCAGGCCAGUUUCCCGCUCAGGCUUCUACGGCUACCUAUUCCCAACUCCGCAUGCAACAACAACAACAACAACAACAACAACAGCAGCAGCAACAGCAGAUUGCAAUGCAGGCUGGUGGCGCCCCUGCUGGUGGGCCAAUGGGUCAACUCCCACCAAUGACUCAGAUGGCCCAGCCAGGUAUGGGAAUUGACUCCGCUCAGAAUUUACUGCACCAACGUAUGCUGCAGCAGCAGCAGCAGCUUCCUCAGCAGCAGCAGGCCGUACUCAAGCAGCAGAUGGGCUCCCCUGCUCAGCCCAGCCCCAUGAGCCCUCAGACCCACCUGCUGGCCGGCCAGCCUCAAGGUGGACCUCACAUCCCUGGCCAGCCUGCACUAGGUAGCAGUCUUGGCAACCAGGUCCGCUCUCCAGCCCCUGUACAGUCCCCGUGUCCACCGACACAGCAGCUGCCGCCACAUUCCAGUCCGUCACCACAGAUCCAGACUCAACCCCAACCCUCACCGCAACAUCCGCCAGCAUCACACUCAGGUUCUCCCCACCCUGGACUUGGGGGCCCUCUGUCGGGGUCCUUGGAACAGGUACAUUUAGGGGCACAGGAACAAAGCGCAAUGCUACCGCAGCUCAACACUCCCAACAGAGGAGGACUGAACAGUGACCUGGGUCUGGUGGGAGAUGCCACAGGAGACACUCUGGAGAAGUUUGUGGAGGGAUUGUAGCAUUUCCUCUGGGAACUGAAGAACACAAUCCUCCCAUCCCUGCCUCUUCUUGUUCCCUUUGUUGUUGUUUGCUCUUUAUAAAGUUGAGAUCAUCUUUUUGUACUGACGUGUAAAAUGUUUAAGAUGUUGUUUAAAAAAAAUCUGAAAAAAAAAAAUUUGGUCUUCAGACAAAACAAAACAAAAAAAAAAGAUCACCUCAUUGUUUCCAGAAAAGAAUGAUUGGUGUUUCUUAUGACAUGGAGGAAUUUGCAACUGAAUCGAAAUUUGAAUCACAGAAUAUAUUUUUGGUUGAGACCAAAUGUUCAAUACUCAACUUAUUUUUGGUUUGUUCUUGUAUGCUUUCAUGCCCUUUUUUAAGAAAGAAAAAUGUACAAAUCAUUUUACUAUUCAUAUCUCUUUAUUUUGUACUGUUGGGGGAAAAGAAUCGUUUUGUGUUGAUGUUAAAAAAAGAAAAAUCAAUGUGGGAAUUGGGCCAGGUUAUUUUUCUCAAGCUGCCGAUUUGGGGAAUUGUAAUAAUUUGUUGUACUCUAUGAUGCGUUCAGGGACAGAGCCCGCCCCCUUCCGUCUUGUGUGUAUGAAGAGCACUCAGUUGUAUUAACUAGGAAACGGAUUGCGUAGGUUGUGUAGGUCAAAGCACGCAUGUAUGCAGGCACACGAAAACCACCAACACACUCACUCAAACACAAAAAGUGUCUGUCCCAGUACGGUGAAUCCUACAGGUGUAGAAGUGAACGACGUUGAUAUAAAAAGAAGAGCUGUCAUAUUGUUUUGUUUUUGUUUUUUUGUCAUACAAAUGUUGUAAAGUGUAAAGAGAGUGUGAGAAAGAUUACCAGCUCCCAAAGCUGUGGUGGAAUGAUCCCUAUAUGGGCCCCGUCCUCCAAAUUUGACACUAAGUCUUAUGCUCUCCGAGGAUGAAGGGAACAUCGAGAGAUACAGACCUUGUUCCUCUCGCAGGAAACUUGAAUUGGGGAAUUCCUCUUUCUCCUAUUGUAAAUCGAGUUAUUAAGCAAAAUAUUAUAAAUAUAAGGAAGAGAGAAUUGAAUCACUGUAUAAACUGGUAAAAGACUCAUUUCUUACUUAUAUACAAUAUUGUUAAAUAAACUGUGCAACAGGAGAACGG
Messenger RNA from Synchiropus splendidus (mandarinfish), 9323 nucleotides. Its product is annotated as histone lysine acetyltransferase CREBBP-like. Gene Ontology annotation, molecular function: chromatin DNA binding; histone acetyltransferase activity; protein binding. Bases 779 to 8203 code for a protein of 2474 amino acids. Gene Ontology annotation, cellular component: histone acetyltransferase complex; transcription regulator complex; nucleus. The transcript is spliced from 31 exons. Gene Ontology annotation, biological process: positive regulation of transcription by RNA polymerase II. The record is from RefSeq and is a predicted model, not a curated record. Lineage: Eukaryota; Metazoa; Chordata; Actinopteri; Syngnathiformes; Callionymidae.